Molecule: messenger RNA, 1539 nt
Organism: Penicillium psychrosexuale
Lineage: Eukaryota; Fungi; Ascomycota; Eurotiomycetes; Eurotiales; Aspergillaceae
Gene: trm82
Product: putative tRNA methyltransferase
Exons: 2
Coding region: 1-1539 (512 amino acids)
Biological process (GO): RNA (guanine-N7)-methylation
Cellular component (GO): tRNA methyltransferase complex; cytosol; nucleus
Molecular function (GO): tRNA (guanine(46)-N7)-methyltransferase activity; protein binding
Source: RefSeq, a predicted model, not a curated record
AUGGCCGGUCUCCAACACCCAUUCCAGUGUCUGCGAUAUGUCAACAGGCAGUCAGCAGGCCAAUCGGAUAUUCUUAUUGCCACUGCUGGACGCAAUCUCUACUCAUACGAUGCAUCCAGUGGUCAGCGCCUGGAUGUGUGGCCUCAACCCGUAGAUGCCAAUGCGGAUGAUAAAAGCUCUGACGCGGCUCCCGCAUCUGGAAGCCAAGGUCCCCGAGAAAAGCGAAGGAAGCUGUCUUCACCCUCCGAGGAACAGAAGGAUGCCAAAUCGGAGUCAAAUCCUAAGGAUUCGAACAAGGACGCUUCCAACUCCUGGACCAAUAUUCCUCUCUUGACUGUUGCCCAUGGCAAAUAUGUAGUGAUCAUGACCUCUGAGGACAAGUGUGUCCGAGUCCUGAGUUUGGAUAACGAAGGCAAACUCCAGCAAUUGAGUGCCCGUACAAUGCCUAAGAAGCUUUCUGCACUUACCCUGACUCCCGAUGAGAACAACAUCUUGACGGGUGACAAAUUCGGAGAUGUAUACACUUUCCCACUCAUUCCGAGUGGAGAGUACGUGAAGGUUCAGGCUCCAGCGAAACCGUAUGAACCAGCUGCCACAAACCUCACGGUGCACACGAAACGCAACCUUGAGUCAUUGGAGCAACAAAUGCGACAGGCUGCUCUGUCGAAGACCAACCAAGCAGAAAGAGCUGUGCUGAACUUCGAGCAUCAAGUCAUCAUUGGUCACGUUUCGUUGUUGACGGAUUUAAUCUCUGUGACCCGGCCUGCAGACUCGGCUGUUGGCAAGCGGAGUUACAUCCUGACUGGAGAUCGCGAUGAGCACAUCCGUGUCUCUCGUGGUGUUCCCCAAGCGCAUGUAAUUGAGCAAUUCUGCUUUGGCCACACUUCAUUUGUCAGCAGUCUUUGCGUCCCUUGCUUCGAACCUAAAGUUCUCAUCUCGGGUGGUGGCGACAACUAUCUGCUUGUGUGGGACUGGCUCGAAACCCGGAUUUUACAAAAAAUUCAGCUUCCUGGGUCGGAGGGAGAGACUACGGUGCGCGGCAUUUGGGAUGUUUCCCUUGCGCCCACGGCAGGCAAUCCCGAUUCUGUGAAGGCUAUCUUUGUUGCACUUGAUGGGUACGUUCUAACAACCAUUGAUGAUAUCUAUAUUUGUCCUAACGUCGAGAGCAGGUCUUCACAACUUCUUUGCUACACUCUCGAAAGUGACAACACGAUAACUCACCAAGAUACACUUCAGCUGUCAGGAAACGUUCUUGAACUGGUCGAUAUUGAUUCCAGAGGCUCUAUUGUUGUUGCCGUGGAUACUUUGCGCCAAUCCGAUUCGACAUGUGCUUGGAAGUCGUCUUCCCAGCCUCUUCUCGAAACAUUCCGGCUCGAUUCUGGGAAAUGGGUUCCUGUAGAGGACUUGAUGGUCAUCAAAAUCAACUCCGAAGGCACCUCAAGUCUGCCUACGAUAAUAGAGCAGAAAGAGCAGAAAGAACUCAAUGAUUCAAUGUACAACUUGGGCAACCUGCGGAAGAGAGGUGAUUACGACGAAUGA